GCAAAGCCUCGGGCAAGAGCUCUACGCCCAAGAUGGCCAGCCGGAAACUGGGUUCUCGCGCCGAUGUGGCGAAACCCCAUUCGCCAGCUGGGCGCCCGCAGUUGGGAGCCUAACCGCCUUCUCGGUCUGCGCAUGUGCUCAGCUCCCACCGCACGCAGGCGCAGAGCGUCGCUACAUCUAUGGUCCGGAAGUCUGAUAGAGCGUCUACGCACCCUCGCCUGGACUCUAUGGUUCCUACGCGUGAAGAUAGGCUGCCUAUAUAAGACCUGCGCAGGCGUGGGAGCGCCUCUUUCCCUUUGGCACGCCACUGAAGAUCCUGGGUGUCGCCAUGGGCCGCCGCCCCGCCCGGUGUUACCGGUAUUGUAAGAACAAGCCGUACCCAAAGUCCCGCUUCUGCCGAGGUGUCCCUGAUGCUAAGAUUCGCAUCUUUGACUUGGGGCGUAAGAAGGCCAAAGUGGAUGAGUUCCCACUCUGUGGCCACAUGGUGUCAGAUGAGUAUGAGCAGCUUUCCUCUGAAGCCCUGGAGGCUGCCCGUAUUUGUGCCAACAAGUACAUGGUGAAAAGCUGUGGCAAAGAUGGUUUUCACAUCCGAGUGCGGCUCCACCCCUUCCAUGUCAUCCGCAUCAACAAGAUGUUGUCUUGCGCUGGAGCUGAUAGACUCCAGACAGGUAUGCGCGGUGCCUUUGGAAAGCCUCAGGGCACAGUGGCCAGGGUCCACAUUGGCCAGGUCAUAAUGUCCAUCCGCACCAAGCUGCAGAACAAGGAACAUGUGAUUGAAGCCCUCCGCCGGGCCAAGUUCAAGUUCCCUGGCCGCCAGAAGAUCCACAUCUCUAAGAAGUGGGGAUUUACCAAAUUCAACGCGGAUGAAUUUGAGAACAUGGUGGCAGAAAAGCGACUCAUCCCAGAUGGCUGUGGGGUCAAAUACAUCCCUAAUCGUGGUCCCCUGGACAAAUGGCGGGCCCUGCACUCAUGAGCAUCAGCACUGUCCCCUCCUUAAUCAUGCUCACCAAUAAAUGCUAUUUCCUGUCCA
Molecule: messenger RNA, 1030 nt
Organism: Capra hircus (goat)
Lineage: Eukaryota; Metazoa; Chordata; Mammalia; Artiodactyla; Bovidae
Gene: RPL10
Product: ribosomal protein L10
Exons: 7
Coding region: 329-973 (214 amino acids)
Biological process (GO): ribosomal large subunit assembly; translation
Cellular component (GO): cytosolic large ribosomal subunit; ribosome
Molecular function (GO): structural constituent of ribosome
Source: RefSeq, a predicted model, not a curated record